Messenger RNA from Geodia barretti, 1279 nucleotides. Lineage: Eukaryota; Metazoa; Porifera; Demospongiae; Tetractinellida; Geodiidae. The record is from the annotation of a GenBank genome assembly.
GCGCGCACGUGCUGCCUCUUCAGCUGGACGACGGACUGGAAACGUCGCCUAUGGAUCCCUCGGACGUGAAAUCUCUCGUUCGUGGGUGGUUGCAGGCCUCCCCCAACGCUGGCCGCGUCAAACUGACGCCUCCCUCUCUCGUACCCACUUUCACCCCACGUCCUGAACGACUCGGUCUUGGUGCAGUUCCGCGUCAGGACCUGGAGACUCGUGCCUACAACAGUCGUCUGGAGAAGAGGAUAGGCAGGAAGUUGGCGGGAAAGAGAAAGGAGGAAAACGACGCUGGAGUUGAGCCACUGGUUGAGAAAGACUUGGCUGCUGAUGAGAUGUGCAGUCGUUCAACUAGCAUUUAUGGCAAGCAAGCAAGAAAACCAACACCAGAGUGCUCUCUGAAGACCGUCCGAAAGAGAAAAAAGAAAAGAAAAACUCCUGUGGUGUCCACUGCAGACUCUCCCACGCCGGGUACCACUAGGUGUUCAAUUGCUGAGCACACGGAAGACCCUUUACCACAGAGAAGACAGGAUUUACUUCGCGGUGGGGCAGCGCAGGAUAAUGGAGACAUUCAAUCUCGACCUCUUGUUACUGAACAACACUUGUUGCCCGUGAAAAAGACAGAGAAACCGGGGAGAGUGUGCAGCAAAAAUGAACGUAGUGCACCGGUAGAAGUUGUGGCCUUACCUGAGGAGGGGUGUUCUGUAGAUGGGGAGAAGAAGAGGUGGAGGAAGAAAGGCCAUCGAUGUGUGAGGAGACAUUCUUUGCCAUGGUCUUCAUAUGGACGGAGGUGCCGCCAGAGAAAGCAUCGGCCCAAACGUGAGUUUCAAGGCUGCUUGUAGAAUGCUACCAGAACUUUAUCACAUCAACUCCCCAAAAUCUUGACUGUUGUUUUUUUACUCCCUGCUUUGAUAUCAUAUAGAGUGUGAUCAUACAUCAAUACAUACAAAGUGUGGCACUAACAUGAACAUAAAUGAAACGGACUGGUUUGGAAGGUCAUGACAUAACUUGCAGACAGUAACACAAUGUUAACAUGAAGAUAAAUGAGAAAUUGACCAGCAUUGCUGGAAAAAGUAAUAAAAGGUGUGCAAUUGUAAAUGAAAUUUGGACAAAACAUUAAUUUUUUGUACGGAGGGUGGGUACAAAGUGUAUGUAUAACACUCGGCCAGUGGAAACAAUUAGGACAAAACACAAAAUUUUGAAGAAAACACAAAAUUUUGGUAUGGAGGGUGGGUACAAAACACUCGGCCAAUGGAAGAAAACACAAAAUUUUGGUAUGGAGGGUGGG